UCUGUUUCAGCCACUAUAGGCAUAAAUGUAAAGAAACAUUUCAAACAUCAUUUCAUGAAGCUUAAGUGUGAGUUGCAGGGAGUAUUUGACACUUUGCUGGCUUGUAAUCAUCUCUACAAACAGCGGCAGAAGCAAAGAUGGCUGUCGAUUACCGUGCCUCCACAGCGACAAACAUGGACAUGGAUGAGAGUAAAAUUGCCUACAAGCAGUUUUUUGGGGACGGCAGCAAACUCCGCUAUUCAGUUUUUGUGUUGAGAAACAGCCCGUUCAAGGUUGCUACAGUUUGCCUCGGGCUGCUGGCUGUUGUCCUGCUGGCUGCGAUGAUUGGUCAAAGUGUGCACAAUCAAAAUGCGGAGCAAGAACAUCAGAACAACGUAAAAGCUAUGAGUAAGGAGAAAGAGGACCUGAAACAGAACCUGAACACAGUGCAAAGAGACAAAGGAGACUUGAGGGCCCAACGUAAUCAGCUGCAGAGAGAUUGCGAUUACAUGUCUAGAAGGGUAUCUCAAGUACAGACCAAUAAUGAUUUGCUGACUAAGGAAAGAGACGCAGUGAAACUGAGUGAAAGCCAGUUACAGAACAAUAACACUGCUUUAAAAAAAGAGGUGAAAGAGCUAAAAACUGCCAGUGACCAACUGGAAACAAACAGCAAUGCCUUGAUUAGAGCCAAAAAUUUGUUACAAAACCAAUAUGAUUUAGUUCUUAAACGCAGAAAUGACUUACAGGCCAAUUACGAAUCAGCGAGCAAAGAAAGGCACAACUUACAGAGCAAGUUCGACAACAUAACCAGAAGCAGAGAGCAGCUCCAGUUAAGUUACAAUGACUUGAUCAUGAAAGUAGAGCAUUUACAGGAGAGAUAUAAUGUCUCUGUGAGUGAGAAAGACAAGAUAGCAAGCAGUCACCAAAACCUGACAACAGCAAAGGACACCCUGCAGGCCUCUUACGACUCAGUUAAAAAAUCGGAAAACGAGUUGCAGGCUUCUUAUGCAUCACUGCUUCGGGAAAAAAAUGAACUUGACAGCAGUUUAAGAAACAUAACAGCGAAGAGAGACCUGCUGAAGGUGAAAAACGACAAUCUGACUGCUGAGAGAGACCAGCUGCUGGAGCAAAUUGACAAACUGAAUGUGACUGUUAAAGACAAGAAAUGCCCCAGUGGCUGGAGGAAGUUUGAAUACAGCUGCUACUACGCUUCCUCUGUCACGAGAACCUGGGCUGGGGCGAGGGACUACUGUCAAAGAAAAAAAGCAGACCUGGCAAUCAUAAACAGCAAUGAAGAAAUGACCUUCAUUAAUGGCUUGUUCAGCAGUAACCAAGAAGCUUGGAUUGGACUGACUGAUAAAGGAAUAGAGGGGGAGUGGAGAUGGGUCGAUGAGACGCCGCUAACCCUAUCGUUCUGGGCUAGUGGCCAACCCAACAGUUAUUCUGGAAUAGACCAGGACUGUGUGGAGUUCUUGCACCGUGCAACAGGGAAUGGGGAGUGGAAUGAUGAGAACUGUGCCCAUGAACAGUACUCAGUCUGUGAGCUGUAGUUUUCAUGCACAUAGAGGCCUAAAGUGUUGGUUUGAUACCACUCAGCAGCACGUUUUGUGACCAGUUUGCACACAGUGACACAUAGCACUGCCAACAGCUGAAGCCUGAGAUGGACUUUAUGGCGAUGAGUAAUGUUUGAUGAAGUUAAAUUUAGCAGACAGCUGAUGAAACAGGUUGAUGUAGGUUGCUUUGAGCAAACUGCUUCGCUAAUGUGGGACUAUGGCCCAGAGGGGCCUGAGAUUUCUAUUAAUAUCUGUACAUACUGUAAGAACAUUUCUGUCAGUGUAAUGAGUGAGGAUGACGAUUAGCCAUGCACUAAUGGAUUUUAUUUUUAAAAAGUGACAAUUGUGACACAAUCCAUUUUUCCCGUCUGCCUGAUUACAUCAAACCAAUUUACUGACCUGAUCAUUUAUUCAGUGACAAAUAAAUGCAUUUCUAAGGACCUGCACCCAUA
Messenger RNA from Acanthochromis polyacanthus (spiny chromis), 1984 nucleotides. RefSeq names its product C-type lectin domain family 4 member M-like. Gene Ontology annotation, molecular function: signaling receptor activity. The record is from RefSeq and is a predicted model, not a curated record. The transcript is spliced from 7 exons. The coding region runs from base 138 to 1529 and encodes 463 amino acids. NCBI's taxonomy places the organism in Eukaryota, Metazoa, Chordata, Actinopteri, Pomacentridae.